Messenger RNA from Mesoplodon densirostris (Blainville's beaked whale), 4235 nucleotides. Its product is annotated as nesprin-1-like. The transcript has 30 exons. The record is from RefSeq and is a predicted model, not a curated record. Bases 45 to 4235 code for a protein of 1396 amino acids. Gene Ontology annotation, cellular component: meiotic nuclear membrane microtubule tethering complex; nuclear outer membrane; cytoplasm. Gene Ontology annotation, molecular function: actin filament binding. NCBI's taxonomy places the organism in Eukaryota, Metazoa, Chordata, Mammalia, Artiodactyla, Ziphiidae. Gene Ontology annotation, biological process: nuclear migration.
UUACAAAAUGGAUCAACUCUCAUCUGGCCAAGCGGAAACCCCCAAUGGUGGUAGAUGAUCUUUUUGAAGACAUGAAAGAUGGUGUGAAGCUGCUCGCUCUGCUGGAGGUCCUGUCUGGGCAGAAGCUGCCGUGUGAACAAGGACGCCGGAUGAAGCGAAUCCAUGCUGUGGCGAACAUUGGCACGGCGCUCAAGUUCCUGGAAGGAAGGAAGAUUAAAUUAGUCAACAUUAACUCCACUGAUAUAGCUGAUGGCCGACCCUCCAUAGUUCUUGGAUUGAUGUGGACCAUUAUUCUGUAUUUCCAGAUUGAGGAGUUGACCAGCAACCUACCGCAGCUGCAGUCUCUAUCCAGCAGCACAUCCUCCGUGGACAGCAUGGUCAGCUCUGAGACCACCAGCCCCCCAAGCAAACGGAAGGUGGCCACCAAGAUCCAAGGAAAUGCUAAGAAGGCUUUAUUAAAAUGGGUCCAGUACACAGUCGCCAAGCAGAGUGGAAUAGAAGUAAAAGACUUCGGGCGGAGUUGGAGAAGUGGAGUGGCCUUUCAUUCAGUCAUCCAUGCUAUUCAACCGGAACUAGUGGACUUGGAGAAGGUGAAAGGAAGAUCUAACCGGGAAAACCUGGAGGAGGCUUUCACUAUUGCUGAAACGGAGCUGGGAAUCCCGAGACUCCUGGAUCCCGAAGAUGUUGAUGUGGAUAAACCAGAUGAGAAGUCUAUUAUGACCUACGUAGCCCAGUUUCUGACACAUUAUCCUGACGUUCACAGUACAGGCACUGAUGGGCAAGAGAAUGAUGAAAUACUUCCAGGUUUCCCAUCUUUUGCAAAUUCUAUCCAAAUUCUUAAGAGAGAAGACAGGCUAAUUUUGAAGGAAACAAAAGCUUGGAUAGAACAAUUUGAAAGAGAUUUGACAAGGGCACAGAUGACAGAAUCAAAUUUGCAGGAUAAAUAUCAGUCAUUUAAGCACUUCAGAGUUCAAUAUGAAAUGAAAAGGAAACAGAUUGAACACUUGAUACAACCAAUACACAGAGGUGGUAAAUUGUCACUUGACCAAGCAUUGGUAAAACAGUCCUGGGAUAGAGUGUCCUCUAGGCUGUUUGAUUGGCAUAUACAACUUGAUAAGUCUCUUCCUGCACCUCUGGGCACCAUAGGGGCCUGGUUAUAUAGAGCAGAGGUGGCCCUGAGAGAGGAAAUAACCAUUCAUCAGGUUCAUGAGGAAACAGCCAACACAAUACAACGGAAACGUGAGCAACACAAGGAUCUGCUUCAAAACACAGAUGCCCACAAAAGAGCAUUCCAUGAAAUCUACCGAACCAGGUCUGUUAACGGGAUCCCAGUACCACCUGAUCAAUUAGAGGACAUGGCUGAGAGGUUUCAUUUUGUUUCCUCCACAUCAGAGCUACACUUAAUGAAAAUGGAAUUUCUAGAAUUAAAGUACCGUCUGCUCUCACUGCUGGUUCUUGCAGAGUCAAAGCUGAAGUCUUGGAUCAUCAAGUAUGGGAGGAGAGGCUCAGUGGAGCUGCUUCUGCAGAACUACAUGUCUUUUAUAGAAAAUAGCAAGUUCUUUGAACAAUAUGAAGUGACAUACCAGAUCUUGAAACAGACAGCUGAGAUGUAUGUCAAAGCUGAUGGUUCAGUGGAAGAGGCUGAGAAUGUGAUGAAAUUCAUGAAUGAAACCACUGUCCAGUGGAGGAACCUCUCAGUGGAAGUCAGAAGCGUGCGGAGCAUGCUGGAAGAAGUCAUUGCUAACUGGGACCGAUAUGACAAUACCGUGGCUAGUCUUCAGGCUUGGCUAGAGGAUGCUGAGAAAAUGCUAAAUCAGUCAGAACAUGCCAAAAAGGACUUUUUUCGAAAUUUGCCUCAUUGGAUACAGCAGCACACUGCCAUGAACGAUGCUGGCAAUUUUCUGAUUGAAACAUGUGAUGAGAUGGUUUCCCGUGAUCUCAAACAGCAGUUACUAUUGCUAAAUGGACGAUGGAGAGAGUUGUUUAUGGAAGUCAAGCAAUAUGCUCGAGCUGAUGAGUUGGACAGAAUGAAGAAAGAAUACACAGAUUGUGUUACUACCCUAUCUGACUUUGCAACUGAAGCCCUUAGGAAACUUUCAGAGCCCUUAGAAGUCUCUUUCAUUAAUGUCAAAUUAUUAAUUCAAGACGUAGAGGAUAUUGAGCAGAGGGUGCCUGUGAUGGAUGCUCAGUAUAAGAUGAUUACAAAGACAGCACACCUCAUUAGCAAAGAGAUCUCCCAAGAAGAAGCUAAUGAAAUGUUUGCAACCGUGUCUGGGCUCAAAGAGCAGCUAACCAAGGUCAAAGACUGUUACUCUCCACUCAUUUAUGAGUCUCAGCAGCUGCUGUUACCGUUGGAAGAAUUAGAAAAGCAGAUGACGGUCUUUUAUGACUCACUUGGGAAAAUCGAUGAAAUUAUGACAGUUCUUGAGCACGAGGCACAAUCAAGUGCUCUUUUUAAACAGAAACGUCAGGAACUGUUAGCUUGUCAAGAAAGCUGUAAGAAAGCCAUGACUCAAAUUGAGAAAGGCAGUCAUAGUGUUCAAAAGUUUGUGACUUUGAGCAACGUGCUAAAGCAUUUUGAUCAGACAAAGCUACAGAGAAAGAUUGCAGAUGGGCAUGUUGCUUUUCAGAAUAUGGUAAAGAAAACUGGAGAUUGGAAGAAACAUGUGGAAACCAACAGCCGCUUGAUGAAGAAGUUUGAGGAGUCUCGGGCAGAGUUGGAGAAGGUGCUGAGGACCGCUCAGGAGGGCAUGGAGGAAAAGGGGAAUCCAGAAGACCUCCUGAGGAGACACACCGAGUUUUUCAGUCAGCUGGAUCAGAGGGUGCUCAAUGCUUUCCUGAAAGCUUGUGAUGAACUCACCGACAUUCUCCCUGAGCAGGAACAGCAGGGCCUACAGGAAGCCGUUAGAAAGCUCCACAAACAGUGGAAGGAUCUUCAAGGAGAAGCUCCAUAUCAUUUGCUUCACCUGAAGAUCGAGGUGGAGAAGAACAUGUUCUUAGCUUCUGUAGAAGAAUGCAGAGCUGAGCUGGACCGAGAGACCAAGCUGGUGCCCCAGGAAGGCAGCGAAAAGAUCAUCAAAGAGCACAGGAUCUUCUUCAGUGACAAGGGUGCUCAUCAUCUCUGUGAGAAAAGGUUACAGCUUAUUGAAGAACUCUGUCUGAAACUCCCAGUCCGGGACGCUGUACGGAACACACCUGAGAGCUGUCACGUGACCCUCAAGGAGCUCAGAGCUACCAUUGACAGCACCUACACGAAGCUGGUGGAAGACCCAGACAAGUGGAAGGACUACACCAGCAGAAUCUCUGAGUUCUCCUCUUGGAUAUCUGCAAAGGAGACCCAGUUGAAGGGGAUUAAGAACAAGGCCAUUGAUACUGCCAACAGUGGAGAGGUUAAAUGUGCUGUAGAGGAGAUCAGAAAUGGUGUUACCAAAAAAGGCGAGACUCUCAGCUGGCUGAAAUCCAGGCUUAAAGUUUUGAUUGAAGUUUCUUCUGAGAAUGAAGCCCAAAAGCAAGGAGAUGAGCUGGCAAAAUUAUCUAGUUCCUUCAAGGCUCUUGGGACUUUGUUGUCAGAGGUUGAAAAGAUGUUAAGCAACUUUGGAGACUGUGUCCAGUACAAAGAAAUAGUCAAAAGUUCCCUUGAAGAGUUAAUGACUGGCUCUAAGGAAGUCCAGGAAGAAGCUGAGAAGAUCUUGGACACUGAAAAUUUGUUUGAAGCACAGCAACUACUCUUUCAUCACCAGCAAAAGACAAAGAGGAUCAAUGCAAAGAAGAGGGACGUGCAGCAGCAGAUCGCACAGGUUCGGCAGGGAGAAGGUGGGCUGCCUGGCCGAGUCCCAGAGGAGCUGCAGAAGCUAGAGAGCACCCUGGACAACAUGGAGCACAACCGGGAGAAGCAGGAGCGCCGCAUCCAGGUCACAUUAAGAAAAUGGGAGAGAUUUGAAACAAACAAAGAGACAGUGGUCAGAUACCUUUUUCAAACAGGUUCCAGCCACGAGCGCUUCUUGAGUUUUAGCAGUUUGGAAAGCUUAUCUUCAGAAUUGGAACAAACAAAGGAGUUUUCUAAACGAACAGAAGGUAUUGCAGUCCAGGCUGAGAAUCUUGUGAAGGAAGCUUCAGAGAUCCCACUUGGGCCCAAGAAUAAGCAGCUGCUUCAGCGGCAGGCCAAGUCAAUCAAAGAGCAAGUCAAAAAAUUAGAAGACACACUUGAAGAAGAGUAUGUGCUUGACAAGUCCUAA